Spodoptera littoralis (African cotton leafworm) is the source of this 801-nucleotide messenger RNA. NCBI's taxonomy places the organism in Eukaryota, Metazoa, Arthropoda, Insecta, Lepidoptera, Noctuidae. The record is from the annotation of a GenBank genome assembly.
AUGGCGCUUGUGAUCUCAUACUUACUUAUAUUCGGGCUCAUAUCUUGCAUCAGAGGGAAGCAGGCUGAUGACAGCCAAAACGGAAUCGGAAUAGUGGACUUAUUUGCAGGAUUGGCCCAUCAGAAUGGUAACUUUGGGAUCAAAUUCAGUCACCAGGACAAUCCCAAGGGCCAACAUAAGGGCAAGACUCGCAUGACUUCACACGCUGAGAACGUACAAAAAAACGACCGACAUGAUAACGACGAUUACAAAGCAGCUGCCAGUCUCCUGCAGAGUAUUUACAAUAUUCAGACAAUGCAGAAAGGGGCGUUAUCCAACAUCAACCUUCUAGUACCAGUGCGGACCAAAUUGAGAGAUUGUGCUUCAUCAGCGAGGUGUAAGGACACAAAGCACUUGCUUAAAAGAAACCGAGUUGAGGCCCACAUCAAUAAUGUUUUAGAUUUUCUGAGCGAACUCGAUAAGAAUUUCGGAAAGGAUGAUCCAAUUACAGGUGUACAAAAUGCAGAUCGCAAUAGUAAUAAUCAUCAGAAUCAUCAAAAGCAACGGAUGCCAAAAAUAAUUCAAUUAAGUGAGAACGCAGAUGCAGUAAUGCUUGACACAGACACAUUUGAGCGACUAGUAUCUAAUUUAAAUUUUAAUAAAAAGAAAGAAAAAAGAGGUAAGGUACUAGAUAAUGUUGAAGUAGGGAGACUACACAAGGGCAACAACAAUAACAAGAACUAUAAUAGUGAUUCUAUUGUUUACGUAGAACAGGCCAAAGAUGGAAACGCUUUGGUUAAAAAAUUACAAAAACUGUUGUAA